AUGAAUCCAGAUUACUACUUCUCAUCGUGCUCGAGCAACAAGAUCGAAGGCACCUGCAGCAGCAGCACCCACGCCUGGUCGACGACGGGCACGAGGAACAGUAAUGCGCCACUGCUCGAGCCAUCCGCCACAUUUCUUCUGCCCUUGCACCGCCACAACCUCCAACCCCAGCAGCACCUCCCUCGCCCGGCGGCCAGAUUGGCCACAAGCUCCUACAAGCUAUUGGUCUGUCCUCCACCGACGACGGACCGCAGCUCUUCAACGUCGCCAAACGGCCUCCUCACGACGACGACGAGCCACCGCCUCCGCCAACCGCCGGCGCACGACCACGACCACGACCUCGAACAUCAUCCGCGACUGCGCGCCUCACACACUCGCCGGUCCCGAAAACCCUACUGCUACCGCCACUACAACUACCACCACCAUCACCACGACCACCAAGACGUCGCAGACGUCGAGGCCUCGGCUGCCACCACCAUGUCCAGCUACUACGGCGGCCAACCCAACAACGCCUACCCCGGCGGCGGCGGCGCGGGGGCCAGCGGCGCCGGGCCUGCUGCUGCCGCCCAGAACCUGCAGUUCUACCCGUCGUCUUACUCCCCGGCCGUGUCCGGCGCCGCGACGCCCCAGCAGGCGUCGUACAGCGGGUACGCGGGUGGCGGCGGUGCUGGCGUCGGCGGUUUCACCUCCGCGCCGGGCUUCGGCGGAGCGGGCGGCGCGGGCGCGGGCGUGAGCGGUCGCAUGGGCGAGCAAGGUGGCCUCCGCACUGGGUGGCUCGCGGCCUUCUCGACAGAAGGGUACGACACGGAGCCGCCGCUGCUCGAGGAGCUGGGCGUCAACUUUGGGCAUAUUCAGAUGAAGACUCUCGCCGUCUUAAACCCUUUCAAACACAUCGAUCAGCACCUCAUGGAUGACUCUGACCUUGCCGGCCCGAUCCUCUUCUUCCUCCUAUUCGGUACCUUCCUCCUAUUCUCCGGCAAGGUGCACUUCGGCUACAUCUACGGCCUCGCCCUCCUCGGCUCCACGUCCCUACACAUGAUCCUCUCCCUCAUGUCGCCCUCCGACCCGCACCCCGGGUCCGCGCAGUCCUUCCACCCGCAGUACAACGACCCCUCGUCGCAGGCCCACCACGACAGCCCGCAACACCAGCCCGGCGGCCACUUCUCCGCGACCCUGACCUUCCCGCGCUCCGCGUCCGUCCUCGGCUACUGCCUCCUGCCCCUGGUCGCCACGAGCCUCUUCGGCAUCGUCAUGCCCAUGGACACCCCGCUGGGCAUCGUCCUCACCACCGCCGCCAUCAUGUGGUGCACCUACAGCGCCAGUGGCAUGUUCUGUGCCGUCGGCCGCAUGAAGGGCAUGCGCGGCCUGGUCGCCUACCCGCUGGCCCUCUUCUACGUCGGCUUCGGCAUCAUGGGUAUCUUCAGCAGCAGGGGGAGCGGGUCGCUCGCCAAGGUGGCGGCGGCCAAGGUCAACGGUUGAGGCGCCAUAGACGUGAGGUGAAUAUACACAUGACGGAGGGCGAGUUUGGACGCACAAUCGGCAUUGCUGGCGUCGCUCGGUCAGUGCAAAAUAUAGGCUGGGUGGGGCGGAACCAAAGCAAAAAGUGUAAGAGGCGUCCGCAGAAAUCGGACUCCCUGGCGUGCGUGCUGAUGACGAAACUUGUACAUUACCGCUCUCGAGGCAUGACUACGUACGAGCUACGUCGGAUCACAAUGAGAGAUAUGGCACUUGGUUCAAGGGCAGGGUGAGCUGGAAAAUGCCUCUAGCAUGGGAAAAGAAGAGAAUAUCACGAUUAUUCAACGAGACAUCUAGCUAAUACAAUCUCGAAAUGCGCCGUUGCA
This is a messenger RNA of Purpureocillium takamizusanense, 1841 nucleotides long. RefSeq lists its product as uncharacterized. NCBI's taxonomy places the organism in Eukaryota, Fungi, Ascomycota, Sordariomycetes, Hypocreales, Ophiocordycipitaceae. Bases 1 to 1479 code for a protein of 492 amino acids. The record is from RefSeq and is a predicted model, not a curated record. Gene Ontology annotation, biological process: vesicle fusion with Golgi apparatus; endoplasmic reticulum to Golgi vesicle-mediated transport. Gene Ontology annotation, cellular component: trans-Golgi network; membrane. The transcript is spliced from 2 exons.